Arachis duranensis is the source of this 1648-nucleotide messenger RNA. RefSeq lists its product as uncharacterized. Lineage: Eukaryota; Viridiplantae; Streptophyta; Magnoliopsida; Fabales; Fabaceae. The record is from RefSeq and is a predicted model, not a curated record. Bases 51 to 1442 code for a protein of 463 amino acids. The transcript has a single exon.
CAAUACUUACACACACAAGUGUGACUGAGCUUUCUGCAAAGAUCAAAAGAAUGGAAUCCAUCCGAGUCAUCUCCACAAGCUUAGUCCAAGCACCAAACCAAAGCAAUGAAUCAACUGAACAGAAGAUCCAUUUAACCCCUUGGGAUCUCAUUUUUCUCCCACUUGAAACCAUCCAGAAAGGCCUUCUGUUUCAGAAACCCACUAAAACAGAACACCACCAUACACCAUUCCAAAUCAACAACCUCAAACAUUCAUUCUCCACCACCCUCGCCUUCUUUCCACCCCUCACUGGCCGUUUUGUCAUUACACACCACAACGAAGACAAAGAUGCCACGUGUCACAUCCUCUGCAACAACCAAGGAGCACUCUUCGUCCACGCAGUAGCAGAGAACACAACCGUCAACGACAUUCUUCAAGCUAAGUACGUUCCCUCCAUUGUUCACUCCUUCUUCCAGCUUAACGGCGUUCACAACCACCAAGGCACGUCCCAGCCACUCUUUGCCGCUCAAGUCACGGAGUUAGUUGACGGCGUCUUCAUUGGUUGCACUCUCAAUCACACCCUCGGAGACGGCAGGUCGUUUUGGCAUUUUGUCAAUUAUUGGGCGGAAAUCUCGCGCAGCGGCUUCAACAACAAACCAUCGAAGCUCCCUUCACUCGAACGCGCGUUUCUGGUAAACGACGUUGAGCUUCCAAUACGGUUCCCUUUCAUAGAAAAAGACUUCGAAAUCAUACCCAAUCCAGAACCGCCGCUACCAGAGAGGUUCUUCCACUUCACAAAGGAGAAAAUAGCAAGGCUGAAAGCGAAAGCUAACGCAGAAGCUGGCACAGAGAAAAUCAAAAUCUCUUCACUGCAAUCACUUUUAACACAUCUUUGGAUCUCUGUUUACCGUUGCAAGCGCGUGGAUCCUGAAGAUGAACUCUCCUACUUCAUUUCACUUGGAGUUAGGCCACGGUUGGUUCCACAGUUGCCGGAGAGUUACUUCGGAAAUGCGGCGAUUUUCGACAGCGUGAGGAUGAGAGCAAGGGAGCUUCUAGAAGGUGGAAUUGGAAAGUGUGCUCUUGAGAUGAACAAGAUGAUAGCUUCGUACACUGAUGAGAAGGUGAGGAGUCACUUUGAAUCUUGGUUGAGAAACCCAACUUUGUUUACUUUGGGGAGAGUGGCUAAUAGUAAUUCUUUGACGACUAGUAGCUCCCCGCGCUUCGAUGUUUAUGGUAAUGAUUUUGGGUGGGGAAAGCCUGUGGCGGUUCGGAGUGGCGUCGCAAACAAGCGUGCCGGAAAGAUGACCGUGUUUGCUGGGAAUGAAGAAGGUAGUAUUGACCUCGAAGUGUGUCUUCCAUAUGACAUCUUGGAGGCUUUGUGGAAUGACACUCAGUUCACUAUGGAUUCCGUUUCAUUUCAAGGUGAAGGGUCACAUGCAGAGUUAUUAGUUGAGAAUUUUUAGAUAAUUUGAUAUAUUUUUUUGUAAUUUUACCUAAAGAAAAACAAAUGUAUUAGAGUUUGAGUUUCUACAUAAUUCAAUCUAAUGAGUGGUGGGGCUUUCGUAUUUAGUUGUUCAGUUAGUUUGACUGUCUUUGGAUUCUGUCCCAAGAUUCUUGCAUCUUUGCUGUGGGCAUUGUGAAUUCAAUAAUAUUCUUGUAAGUACUUUAA